This is a messenger RNA of Mauremys reevesii (Reeves's turtle), 867 nucleotides long. Its product is annotated as formyl peptide receptor 2-like. Gene Ontology annotation, molecular function: complement receptor activity; G protein-coupled receptor activity. Gene Ontology annotation, cellular component: plasma membrane. Gene Ontology annotation, biological process: phospholipase C-activating G protein-coupled receptor signaling pathway; complement receptor mediated signaling pathway; positive regulation of cytosolic calcium ion concentration. The transcript has a single exon. Lineage: Eukaryota; Metazoa; Chordata; Testudines; Geoemydidae. The record is from RefSeq and is a predicted model, not a curated record. The coding region runs from base 1 to 867 and encodes 288 amino acids.
AUGGUGUUCCUAAUGGUCUCUCUGGUACUUGGUGCCAUGGUCUUCCUGGCCGGAGUGUCGUUGAACAGCUACAUCUUCUUCGUUGCUGGAUGCCGUGUGGAAAGGACGACCAGCGCCCUGUGGUUCCUGAACCAGGCCAUAGCCAAUUUAAUCUUCAUCAUCUUCCUGCCCUUCAGAUGCAUCUCCAUCGUCAUCCUGGACUUAGAGUGGGCGAAGAGGCUGAGCAGCAGCAUCACCUCCCUACACAUGUUCUCCAGCGCCUUCUUCCUCACCGCCCUCAGUGUCGAUCGCUGCAUCCUCGUGGCGCACCCUGAGUGGGCCUGGAACCACCGCACACACAGCCUGGCUUUCGGGGCGGUUCUGGGCACAUGGGCCCUGUCACUUGGAUUCAGUUUGCGGUAUGGUGAUCUCUUGGAAUCCCUGCUCUCACCUGCCAGCAUCAGCAUGAAUUUCCAACUGGAUGAAGGGAGGGUGAAGGCCGCCGUUGCGAUCCAGUUCCUGGUUGGGUUUCUGAUCCCACUAGUCUUGAUCUUGAUCCCAACCGUCUACAUCGUUCUAGCUGCCAAGCUGAGGAGGAACAGGCUGAUCCACUCCACCAAGCCACUCAAGAUCCUUCUUGGCUUGAUCCCGACCUUUUUCCUCUGCUGGCUGCCGUAUCACGUCUUCUCCUUCCUGCUGAUCUCACCUAAGUACACUCUGCCUCUUCUGGACAUGGGAAUGACUUUUGCUUGGAUCCUGACAUAUUUAAGCACCUGCCUCAACCCCAUCUUCUACCUCACCAUGGAGGAAGAGUUUCUGAGGUACCUAUGGCAACGUGCACGAAACACCCAAACCACCGACAACUCAGGGCCAGAGACAGCUGAAUAG